AUGGCACACUGGACCGGAGCUUUAUUUCCUAGCAGUAACAACAGCAUUGCUACCAGCAUUACUGAUAGGUCGGGUGAUACGGAAGAGCAGAGUUUGAAUAUUAGCGAGGAGAGUGUUUAUCAUUCUGCUGUAGAACUGCUUACCAACAGAACAUUAGGCUCUCGUGCAAAUACUGUGUCGAUUGCCGACUCCGCUACUACUGUUGCUACUACUGUUGCUACCACUAUUUCAACCCCAUCCGACAUCACUGGCUGCACUCCAACAACUACAAGCUUUGCAAAUACUGCAUUCGAGUUUGGACUACCAACUCCUAAACCAGGUGAAAUAGCUGCUAUUGUUGGUAUGGCAGGCAUGCAUCCACCACAAGGUCUUGAUCAUCUUUUGGAUCGACCAUCAACCUCUUCUUCAAUCGUUACACGAACUCCGAAACCAACGAGAGCGUUGGGCUUUAAGGAGUCGCUUUCCAAGAGUGGCGUAGAGAAGGAUGGUGAGUUGAGCCAUGCUGCUCAUGGCAUCAAUCAUCAGUAUCAUCGUGAUGAGCAAGGCAAUUGUAGUAUACAAGAUGGACAAAGUAGUCAAAAUUCAGACACCUUUCCGAAAGCAACCAAUGCUCAAAGUAUCAGUCUGUCCAGCAGCACUGACGACAGUGCUACCAAUGAUGAGAUUGACAGCAGUGAUCCAGUUCAUAACAUCACCAUCAACUCUUGGCUAUUUCCAAGAACCUCUCUGCCAACCCAAGUCCCUCAUCCACGCUAUUCCUUCAUGAUUACCAGCGAAACAGCUGAUGGUCCGCUGAUGGAUCUGGUCACGGUGUAUCGGGCGGAGGUACUUUUUGAUUAUACUCCGACCACAUUUGUAGAUCCCGACGGGUCAGGAGAUAAUGCUGUUACUCCAAUCUCGCUCACUGCUGGAGAAAUCGUGAGUGUUUUUGGAAACAACAGUGUUGGCUUUACCGAUACUGCCACUGGCGAGUUUUGGAGGAGUAGCAGAGCUGAACCUGUUCAUCACAAUCUGGACAUUGUCAGCGAUGUCAAUGUUUCUGGCGGGUGGUGUCAUGUCGAACGAAAGGAUGGCCAAAACGGAUAUGCUCCCAUUGCUUAUCUCAAGUUUGAAACACCAGAGCUUGCGCAAGCAGACGACCUUCCAGAGCGAGCUAAUUUACGAAACAGUGCACAUGGUCUUGUUAUAGAUUCUAAACCCCAUCAUCGCCUUUCUGCAGGAAAUUAUCUGACAUCUUUCCCCGCACCUCCAACAGAUCCAUCUUUAGAAAUGUAUCUUGACAACCAUCAGACACCACCCAUUGCACUAGCAAACAUCUUGAGUUCAGCCAAAGUAGGAACAUCUUUUCAGUCCAUGUGGUCAUCCAUAUUCCAAAACAACAACGCUUUACGUGAAUUUAUUUUACGUGGACCGGUAGUUGAUCCGUCAGCAGUCAUUCGUCAGCGAAUCCAAAGCACCAUUUCAACUUACAAUAGUCCAUAUGAUCGUGUCAUGUCGGUAAUCCCCUCAUGCUAUGUGAUUGAGAGCAAAAACAACGGUACCAUGCAUUGGAAACCUCAAAUUGAACCCUUCAAAGUAAGUGUACACUCUCCUCGUCGCUGUCGUCGCACUACAGCUAGCAAACGCGAAGAAUUUGUGCUUUACAAGAUUACAACCAUGUUCGUGUCAAAUCGUGCAGAUGAACACGAUGCAGAUACAAGUGUCACUGUAGAGCGUCGAUACAACGAUUUUACCUUUCUCCACUCAUAUUUAGAGACCAUUUUCCCUGUAAGUACGGUUGUGACGCUGCCUGCUGCACUUCCUCCAAGACACUCGACUCAAUCUCGAUUUGACGAAGCCCAUGUAAACGAACGCAGACGCGGACUUCAGUUAUACUUGGAUCAAAUUUCCCGUCAUCCCAUUUUUAGAUCUGAAGAUAUUGUCAUGCAAUUUUUGACUACUUGCAGCAUUGAAACAGAUCUUGCCGAAAUUGAUGAAGGGCAUUGGCCCUUGGAUAGCGAGUCAUCUGUUGUUUCUGCCAAUAGUGGCGAGUGGAGACUUGCAUAUGACAUUCCUCGCAUUUCUAACCCAACAUAUAGCUUCUUUGAGCAUGUUAUUGUUCCCGAAACUGCAGCUUAUAACUCGUUAAGUUUAUCAACAUUUAAACUGCGCGGAGUCGAGUCUAUUUCAGAUGCACUAGCCAAUCGCCUUUCGCCCUUUAUUGACGCAACACUCACCUAUCAAUCCCACAUUGUUGGACUGCACGACGUCUAUCUUAAAAUGUCAGAUGCACUUCUCAGUACGGGCCGACUGCUUUCCCGCACUGGUGACAAUCAGCCUGGCUGUUGGAACCCUUCAUGCAACGAUUGCGGACUCAUUGGUGAUGCAAUGAUUGCUGCAAGCUUACAGCUUAAGCAUAUUUCCGAUGUGCAUCAAUCACACGGAACAAGAUCUCUAGAAUCAUUUGUGCAAAGCACUAAACAGAUUAAAUCAGCAAUGAGUCCGUUACGAUCGUUAACCAACAUGUUCAAAACUGUGACAAAAACAGUUCUGCAACAAGAGCACCAAAAGAGUGGGCUUGAAAGUGUGCAUGAUCCUGCUUUGGAGUCUCGCCCUAGUGCAAAUUCGGGCUUGUCGCAUUCUACCACACCCAAUCCAAAUGGGUUACCUGAACCACGGCUGUUUUCUCGAUCGCAUCCACCCAAUCAGCAGUCUGAGCUAGGCACACAUCGACGCCCCAUCCAAGCUAGAUCAGAACUUCCUCGUAACAAUACCCAACAACGAGCGGCUGUGGUUCUUGCUGUUGCCGAAUCCGAGGCGGUACAAGCCCAUUCUGAAAAAAUGUUUAUGAUUGAAGAUGCAAUGUCGACGUGGCUAGAUGGUGAAAUCGAGAUGCACGAAAAACUUUUAAAACGACUUCGUGCCGCCAAAGAAAUAUUCCGCGGACCUAAUCAGCGACUUUAA
This is a messenger RNA of Batrachochytrium dendrobatidis JAM81, 2943 nucleotides long. RefSeq lists its product as uncharacterized. Gene Ontology annotation, molecular function: phosphatidylinositol binding. NCBI's taxonomy places the organism in Eukaryota, Fungi, Chytridiomycota, Chytridiomycetes, Rhizophydiales. Gene Ontology annotation, biological process: plasma membrane tubulation; endosomal transport; endocytosis. The transcript has 4 exons. Gene Ontology annotation, cellular component: plasma membrane; cytoplasmic vesicle. The record is from RefSeq and is a predicted model, not a curated record. Bases 1 to 2943 code for a protein of 980 amino acids.